UCCGCCCGGCUGUUACCCAACGGGGCCAGUCCUCGCCCGCCCGCCCCGGCCCCGGCAGACGCUCCAGCGCAGCAGCUCAGGCUGAAGAGGCUCCGCCGCCCCCCCUCGUCUGUCCGAGCCCCCCCCCCCCGGGAGGAUGUAUUUGAUCCGCGACGGAGCCCCCACCCGCGGCUGCUCGAGAGGCUCGGGAGAGCAGCUGUCCCCGGCCCAGGCGUGCGUCGGCUAAGCGCGCCCGCAUUCCUCGCCUCGGCCGCCCCUGGUAUCGCUUGAGACUCGCUCUGCUCCGAUCCGACUGUCCUCCUGCAUCGCCGGCCGAAGAGAUCUCCUCUCGCCCGUUCUCCAUCCUCCUCGAACGCCUCCGUCGUGGAAGUCCCCACCUUUUUCGGCCCCCUCCCCCUGGUUCCCCAGGCAGGCGCCCAUGUCCCAGAACCGGUCAUGAGCGCCGGCUGCGAGCCCGCCCAGCGCCCCUAUGAAGGGACUGGCGGGGGCACCUCGGGAGCCCCCCGCAGGGCCAGAGCGCAGCACGGGGGAGACGCCCAGGGCCAAGCCAACGACGACAUGGACGCCAACAGCAACGGCUCCAGCGGCAACGAGUCGCACGGCGAUUCGCACAGCAGCUCCCGCAGCAACGGCAAGGAUUCGGCCCUGCUGGAAACCACGGAGAGCAACAAGAGCUCCAAUUCCCAAAGCCCGUCUCCUCCGAGCAGCUCCAUCGCCUAUAGCCUCCUCAGCGCAAGCUCGGAGCAGGACAACCCAUCGACCAGCGGCUGCAGUAGCGAACAGUCGGCACGAGUGAAGACUCAGAAAGAGCUCAUGAAGGCGCUGAAGGAGAUGAAGAUCCGGCUGCCCUCUGAGAAGCGCAGCAAGGGGAAGUCGGGGACCCUGGCCACCCUGCAGUACGCGCUGUCCUGCGUGAAGCAAGUCCAAGCCAGCCAAGAUUACUACCAGCAAUGGACCAUUGACGAUAGCCAGUCCUGCAACCUGGACAUGUCCACGUACAGCAUCGAGGAGCUGGAAAAUAUCACCUCCGAGUACACCUUGAAAAACCCCGACACCUUCUCGGUGGCCGUCUCCUUCAUCACGGGGAAGAUCGCCUACAUCUCAGACCAGGCUGCCUUCAUCCUGCGCUGCAAGAGGGACGUCUUCAAGGGGGCCAAGUUCGCCGAGUUCCUGGCGCCCCAGGACGUCAGCAUCUUCUAUGGGUCCACCGCACCGUAUCACCUGCCCUCCUGGAGCAUCUGCACCUCUGCCGCUGGUGCUGCCGCCAUGGAUUACACCCAAGAGAAAUCCGUCUUCUGCCGGAUCAGGCGUUUGUUUCUCAGCGGAGGCCACGAGAGCGGGCGGGAGCUGCGCUACUACCCUUUCCGACUCACGCCGUACCUGACCAAAGUGCGCGACUCGGACAGCGCCGAAGGACAGCCCUGCUGCCUGCUGAUCGCCGAACGCAUCCACUCCGGCUACGAAGCACCCAGAAUCCCUCCAGAUAAGAGAAUCUUCACCACCAGACAUACUCCCAGCUGCCUGUUCCAGGACGUGGAUGAGCGGGCCGCCCCCCUACUCGGCUACCUUCCCCAGGACCUGAUCGGAACCCCCGUCCUCUUCUACCUGCACCCGGAGGACCGGCCUCUCAUGCUGGCCAUACACAAAAAAAUUCUGCAGUACGCCGGGCAGCCCUUCGACCACUCCCCGCUCCGCUUCUGCGCCCGCAACGGCGAAUACGUCACCAUCGACACCAGCUGGUCCAGCUUUGUCAAUCCUUGGAGCCGCAAGGUCUCCUUCAUCAUGGGGAGGCACAAAGUCCGGACGGGUCCCCUCAACGAGGACGUCUUCACGGCCCCCAAGGCUCAGAAGGUGAAGCCGCUGGAGCAGGACAUCCAAGAGCUGUCUGAGCAGAUCCACCGGCUCCUGCUGCAGCCGGUGCACAACAGUGGGACCAUGGGGCUGUGCAGCAUCGGCAGCAACGCCUCCCACGAGCAGUUCCUGAGCAUCGCCUCCUCCAGCGACAGCAACGGCAUCCCCAACGAGGAGGCGCAGGCCGUGCGGCCGAUGACCUUUCAGGAGAUCUGCAAAGACGUGCACAUGGUGAAGAACCAAGGCCAGAAGGUCUUCAUCGAGUCCCGAGUCAGGCCGCCGGCCGCCAGGCAAGCCCGAGCAGCUCUUGAAGCGCCAGCCGGUCGCAGUGUGCAGCCAGUGAAGACCCUGAGGGUGCUUGACAGACCUGGGAACGUGGCCACUUCCGAGGAAUCCGUCAGGAAGGAACCCUCCAAUUACUCCUACCAGCAGAUCAACUGCCUGGACGGAAUAAUCAGGUACCUCGAGAGCUGCAACAUCCCGAGCCGGGUGAAGCGCAAGUGCGGCUCCUCCUCCUACACAACGUCCUCCAAUUCGGACGACGACAAGCAGAAGGCGGCGGGCGAGGAAAGGACCGGCCUCAGCAAAGAUGUGCCGGAGGAAAUGCUGCAGACCUUGGAGAGCCAGCCCGAGAGGGAAGAGCCUGGGACGGCAGCAGCUGCCGUGGUCGGAGGCCCGCUCACGCCGUUGGCCUUGCCUAGCAAAGCCGAGAGCGUGGUCUCUGUGACCAGUCAGUGUAGCUUCAGCAGUACCAUUGUCCACGUCGGAGACAAGAAGCCCCCUGAGUCGGACAUCGUGAUGAUGGAAGAGGCCGCCCCCAGCGCCACCCCUCCGGCCCCGGCCCCCAGCGUCACCCCAGACCGGGAGCAGCAGUACCGCAGAGUGGGGCUGACCAAGGAAGUGCUCUCCGUCCACACCCAGGAGGAAGAGCAGGCCUUCCUCACCCGCUUCAAGGACCUCAGCCAGCUGCACGUCUUCAACUCCCCCUCGGGGAUCAGCUGGCAGGAGCUGCGCCAGGCGGGACCCCGUGCCGAGCAAGGGCACAAAGGUCCACGCCAAGGGGCCCGUGGUCCCGGCUGCCGCGGCCGGAGCCGGAAGUCGAAAGCCAAGCGUAUCAAGCAGAACAAGUCGUCCGACAGCACCAGCUCCCCACAGAACUCAACCGCCCCGCGGCAGACUCCGGGAGCCCACCCCACCCCCUCCUGGCACCCCUCGGCCAACUCCCAGGCCAGCCUGCCCACUAUGCCAUACCCAGCCGUCAUGCCCACCUAUCCCAUCCCCGUCUUCCCCCCUCGCCCUGCCCCCCCCUCCGGCACUGAGCCUUCCCCGAAUGCGCUCCCGGCUGCCCAGUUCCCCGCACCUCUGGUCACCCCCAUGGUCGCCCUCGUCCUCCCGAACUACAUGUUCCCCCAGAUGAACUGCCCGAUGCCCCAGUCUUACUUUCCCGGCGGACCCGUCUUCCCCUUCGGCCCCCAGCUGGGCAGCAUGCCCGUGCCCACGCCCGAAGCGGGCGCCCAGGCGCCGUCGCGCUCCUCCACCCCGCAUUCCAUGAGCCAGCCCGAGCGGGCCAAGUCGCCCCUCUUCGAGUCGCGCUGCAGCUCCCCCCUGCAGCUCAACUUGCUGCAGAUGGAAGAGAUGCCCAAGGCCUGCGACCGGCCGGAAGCCGCCAGCGCCAGCCAAGCGGCGCCCGCCAGGACCGCCAGCGACUGGACCGGCAUCGCCAACGGGCCGGGCCUGGCGAGCGAACUGGGCGCUCAGAAAGAAACGUGCAUGGUAGAAGCGCACGACUCCUCCAACAACGACGCCCUGUCCAGCUCCAGUGACCUCCUGGACCUGCUGCUGCAGGAGGACUCGCGCUCCGGCACUGGCUCGGCGGCCUCCGGCAGCGGCUCAGCAGCCUCGGGCUCCAUGGGCUCCGGAUCCAACGGGGGCAGCACGUUAGCCAGCGGCACGACCAGCAGCAAGAGCAGCAACACCAGCAAGUACUUUGGCAGCGUCGACUCCUCGGAGAACGACCUGCGGGGCAAGAAGCGGGCUGAGGCGGAGGACAACGAGCACUUCAUGAAGUACGUCCUGCAGGACCCCAUCUGGCUGUUGAUGGCCAACACCGACGACAAGGUCAUGAUGACCUACCAGCUGCCUUCCAGAGACCUGGAGACGGUGCUGCAGGAGGACCGGGAGAAGCUGAAGCAGAUGCAGAAACGGCAGCCCCGGUUCACGGAGGAGCAGAAGAAGGAGCUGGCCGAGGUGCACUCGUGGGUGCAGAAGGGGGUCCUGCCCAAAGCCAUCAACAUCACGGCCUGCGUGGAGUGCGGCAGCAGCGCCGUCUCCAAAGUCGCUCCGCCCUACGACGUCGAAAUCCACGACAUGGACCUGAACAGCCUGCUGGAGCCGGUGCCCAUGGAGGAGGGCAACAGUGGGCACAGCUGCCUUCCCUCUUUGUCCCAGGAAACGGCCAUGGAGGAAGAGGAAGCCGGGCGAGAGGCGCCGGCAGAGAACUCGGGCUAAGCACCAAGGUGCCAAACCACAAACUUCUCCCUGCAAGCCGGCAGCCACGUCUGCUUGCUCUGGACUGAGGACGCUGCCACGCGGUGGGCAAGGCCUGGAGGCUGGGCCUCACACAGCUGUUGCCUGGCCGGAAAGAAGUGGCCGGCGGGCUUGCAGACAUGCGGCCGGCUGCGUGGUAUGCAGGAGAGACCACGGACGGCCAGUUGGGACGUUGCACUCGGGCCUGGCCUGGGACGGCCGCGGCUCCUGGGCUGUGGACAGGCCCUUCUGCCCUUUGCCGUUGGACCAGCCGCCCUAUCCUUAUGCUGCCUUACUGAGGAUUUCUUCACAGACCUCCUGUAAAGCCGGGUGGGAAGGAGGGAGGGGAGGGGACCGACUGUAAUUUAUUUUUUUUGCAGAAUUGUCUGUCUGUUGUGUAUUUUUUUGUUUUUGUUAAAGAGACUUUCUCUUUUUUUUUUACUGAUCUGUGAGCGAGCUCUUGACGGGCUUGUUUGUGGCACUUAUAAUAAAAAAAUGAAAGAAAACAAAACAAAA
Molecule: messenger RNA, 4893 nt
Organism: Sphaerodactylus townsendi
Lineage: Eukaryota; Metazoa; Chordata; Lepidosauria; Squamata; Sphaerodactylidae
Gene: PER1
Product: period circadian regulator 1
Exons: 23
Coding region: 436-4359 (1307 amino acids)
Biological process (GO): negative regulation of transcription by RNA polymerase II; circadian regulation of gene expression; entrainment of circadian clock by photoperiod
Cellular component (GO): cytoplasm; nucleus
Molecular function (GO): transcription corepressor binding; transcription cis-regulatory region binding
Source: RefSeq, a predicted model, not a curated record